AUGUCAAUUCCAAUGAGAGGCAUGCUCCGCACACUGCGCCCAACAUCCGCCAUUCGUUCAUUUUGCCCCUCAAUCCAACGAACUUUCAUUACUCUACCCGGCACCGAACCACAGAUUCUGACCGAAAAACGAAUUUUACCCUACAAAUCCUCUUCCCUCUACAGCCUAAUCGCCGACGUCGACAGCUAUUCCACCUUCGUUCCCUACUGCACCUCCUCCCGUAUAACCAAGUGGUCAGCGCCCGAUUCCAACGGUGAAAAAUGGCCUGCCGAAGCAAAUCUUACCGUAGGCUGGGCCGGCGUUGAAGAAACAUUCACAUCCAAGCUCCUCUGCGUCCCGGGCACGAUUGUGGAAGCUCUCAGCGGCGACGCCGUCACAUCGAUUCCGGAAUCCAAACUCGCACACCACUCGGAAACUUAUCAUAGCCCCGCCGCUGCGAACGGGAUUUUUCAAAGUCUCAACACGCGUUGGUCUCUCAAGCCCUUUCACUAUCAACCACCAAGCGGCCAGCCACAAACAGAUAAAACCGAACAUGAACCGAGGGAUCAAACAGAGGUGCAUUUAAUCAUUGAGUUUCAAUUUGCAAAUCCAUUAUAUACGGCGCUGAGUAAAGCGGUUGCGCCCCAAGUAGCGCCGAAGAUGAUUGAGGCCUUUGAGUUGAGAGCUAGAAAGUUAUUGGAUGGGCCUGGCGCGGGUGCAAUUGAUAAUAAGACAUCAUUUGGUCAUGCAGUUAGUGCGGCGAAGAAACUUGGUGCUUAA
Sclerotinia sclerotiorum 1980 UF-70 is the source of this 759-nucleotide messenger RNA. RefSeq lists its product as hypothetical. The coding region runs from base 1 to 759 and encodes 252 amino acids. Gene Ontology annotation, molecular function: ubiquinone binding. The record is from RefSeq and is a predicted model, not a curated record. Gene Ontology annotation, cellular component: mitochondrion. Gene Ontology annotation, biological process: cellular respiration; ubiquinone biosynthetic process. The transcript has a single exon. Lineage: Eukaryota; Fungi; Ascomycota; Leotiomycetes; Helotiales; Sclerotiniaceae.